Molecule: messenger RNA, 1566 nt
Organism: Glycine soja
Lineage: Eukaryota; Viridiplantae; Streptophyta; Magnoliopsida; Fabales; Fabaceae
Product: probable indole-3-pyruvate monooxygenase YUCCA11
Exons: 4
Coding region: 83-1288 (401 amino acids)
Molecular function (GO): flavin adenine dinucleotide binding; NADP binding; N,N-dimethylaniline monooxygenase activity
Source: RefSeq, a predicted model, not a curated record
ACAGCACCCCAGCAAAGAGAAGAGAAGAAAACCACCAAAGACUCUGCAUUACCAAUUUGAAAUCAAAACCAAAACCAAAACCAUGGAAAUUGAAGUUCCUGUUGUGAUUGUGGGUGCAGGCCCUGCUGGCCUAGCAACCGCUGCAUGCCUUAACAAAUAUUCCAUCCCUAACGUUGUUUUGGAAAGAGAUGAUUGCCAUGCAUCUCUUUGGAGGAAAAGGGCUUAUGACCGCUUGAAACUUCACUUAGGCAAAGAUUUUUGCAACCUCCCUCACAUGCCAUUUCCGCCUGAUUUUCCCACCUUUGUCCCUAGGGUUGACUUUUUACGCUACUUGGACAACUAUGUCACCCGUUUUAAAAUUUCCAUCCGGUACAACCGGAAUGUGGAAUCUGCUUCUAUGGAUGAACAAAACAAUGGGAAAUGGAGGGUUGUUGUCAAGGACACAACAACAAAUGCUGAUGAGGUUUACGUGGCAAACUAUCUGGUGGUUGCAACUGGGGAGAAUAGUGAAGGGUAUGUGCCCCAGAUUGAAGGGCUUGAAGGAUUUGAAGGGAAACACAUGCAUUGCAGCGAGUACCUGAAUGGAAGAGACUUGUAUGGCAAACAUGUCCUUGUUGUUGGCUGUGGCAAUUCUGGCAUGGAGAUCGCUUAUGAUCUCUCAAAUUGGGGUGCAAAUACCUCUAUUGUUGUUAGAGGCCCUGUUCAUUAUUUUACCAAAGAAAUGGUGUACGUGGGAAUGUCCUUGCUGAAAUACUUCAAAAUAGAGAAGGUGGACAAGCUUAUGUUGCUCAUGAGCAAACUGAAGUAUGGAGACAUGUCCAAUUACGGCUUGAUCAGGCCAAAGGAUGGACCCUUCUUUCUGAAGAAAAAGGGUGGAACUACCCCUACCAUAGAUGUGGGUUGUGUUAGUAGGAUUAAGAAAGGCGAAGUGAAGGUUUUCCCAGCUAUUUCAAGCAUUAAAGAGGACAAGUUGAUUGAGUUUGAGGAUGGACAAAAUGGUCAAUUUGAUGUCAUCAUCUUUGCUACUGGAUACAAUAGCACUGUGCUGAAGUGGCUUAAGGAUUACAGAGGGCUGUUCAAUGAGAAUGGAAUGCCAAAACCAGAUUUUCCAAAUCACUGGAAGGGAGAGAAUGCUAUCUACUGCGCUGGAUUUUCAAGAAGGGGAUUAGAUGGCAUUGCUUUUGAUGCCAAGCGUAUUGCUGCUGACAUAAAAAAGACCGUGAAUAUAAAGAACUUAUUACCCAGUGAAGAGGACAACUUUGCUUCCUUCAAACUCUUAGAAAAAUAAGUACACACACAAAACUAAAAAAAAUGCCGUAGUGUAUGGUUAUAGUAAUUAGUUUUUACGUUUGUGUGUGGUUAAGUAAUGAGUUCUUAGAAUAAAAGACAUGACACCUGAAGUACUUUCCCCUGUCGGUGGAUUUUGAGUGUGUGGUUCAGUUAUGAACCGUGGGAUUACAUGACCCAUAUAUGUUUUUUUUUUGUUUUUUUAUUUGGUGUUCAGCUAUAUAUGUCUCGUUCUAAAUAAAAGAAAGAAAUAUACCGAAUGUAUAAGCUGAUAAGUUA